Molecule: messenger RNA, 2520 nt
Organism: Ceratitis capitata (Mediterranean fruit fly)
Lineage: Eukaryota; Metazoa; Arthropoda; Insecta; Diptera; Tephritidae
Product: synaptic vesicle glycoprotein 2B
Exons: 7
Coding region: 485-2200 (571 amino acids)
Biological process (GO): transmembrane transport
Molecular function (GO): transmembrane transporter activity
Source: RefSeq, a predicted model, not a curated record
AUGAGAUCUUGCAUUUGGGUUGACAAUUUGGCUACUGGCUUAGACUGCCUUCCACUGCCACUUCAAUCACGUUGACUGAAUAUAUAAAUAUUUUCAUAAUUGCCAUUAGCUUCGGCUACUGAUCUCGUUUAACGCAUUUACACGUACUGGCGUACACACAUAUGCACAUUUGGUUAGAUCUACAUACUCAUCGUAGGUACAGUGCAAAUAAGCGUAAUAGUGAAAAUUAAUUGAAAUUGAUUGUGCUGAUCUUUAGACGCGACGCUUCCUUGCGUGCUAUUCAAGCAUUUGGGUUUUAGUCGUGAUUUGUCAGUUGCUGCGAUUUGUAGAACAAAUUUUUCUGCUACUAAAGAAUAUUUCGCGCGAAAAAGCAAGUUUUACAUAGAGAGAACAAGUAAACAAUCAGUCGGUCUGGUAACUCAAGAAUAUUUAAUAAUUGCAAAUUGCACAUUUUUUGGAAGGCUGUUUUGAAAUUUCGCCGAAAAUGUGUGAAUUUAAAGAAAAGCAAGGCAAUAGUGCACCUGCAGAGAGUACAAAAUUAACAAUUGCCACAAUUGAAGGCGGCAAUGUGAUCGCCAGCAUGCCAGAGCCCGUUAAAGGCGCUGAGUAUUUUGAAAGUGCUCUGGAGGCUACAACUUUUGGCAAAUUUAAUUACAUACUCAUAUUGGUGUCCGGUUUAAUAUUGGCCAAUGUCUUACUCGAAACUUUGGGCAUCAGUUUCGUUUUGCCUGUUUCACAAUGCGAUCUCAACUUGACCAUACAGGAGCGUGGCAUAUUGAGCGCAAUCGGUUUUGCUGGAAUUAUUAGCAGCUCACAUCUUUGGGGAUUCUUAGCCGAUACAACAGGUCGUCGAAAUGUUAUACGACCAACAUUGCUGUUGGGUUUUGUAGUAACGGUCGUCUCAAGUUUCGCUACAAGUUUCUGGUUAAUGGUCAUAUUGCGUUAUAUCAAUGGGUUUUGCAUUUCCGGCGGUUCGGCAACAAUUUAUGCAUUUCUGGGUGAAUUUCACACAGCCAAGAAUCGUUCACGCGCCAUUAUGGGUUCUGCUUUUAUCUUUGGCGUUGGUUCUAUGCUGAUGCCUUGCAUAGCCUGGUUGGUCAUCAAUCAGGAAUGGCGUUUUGUGAUACCCUACCUGGGCAUAACCUACAAGCCAUGGCGUUUCUUUAUGGUGGUUUGCGGCAUACCCGGCUUCCUGUGUGGCUUGGCCUUAUUCAAAAUACCAGAGAGUCCAAAAUUUUUGCUGAGCCAAGGUAAAGACGAGAAGACGCUAGAAAUAUUGCAAAUGAUGUUUCAUGUGAAUACCUGUCGGCCGCAUGAUCAAUAUCCGAUAUCCCAUGUAGUUGAGGACAUUGAUAGUGCCAUGAGUCCGAAAGUGAAGCGCGAGCGGAUUUCAAAUCCCGCCGUCGCACUUCUUCGCUCUAUGUGGGACCAAACGCAACCGCUCUUCAAUCGCGAGUACAUGCGCACCACCAUACUCAUUUGCUCCAUACAAUUUUGGAUCUUUGUCACUUCAAAUGGCAUGUACAUGUGGUUUCCGCACAUACUCAAUAGUGUAGCUGAGUUUAUGAAUGAGAAUCCCGGCAAUCGUACUUAUAUGUGUCAGAUCGUUUAUAGCAAACAGCAGAGUAUUUUUGAUGCUGAGAAUGCGCAUGGCGCCGCCGUGAGUGAUGGUGUAACGGAAACGGCAACACAAUGCAUAGAGAAGUUAGAAAUAUCCACCUAUCAACACUCAUUGGUUUUGGAGGUGCUCUAUGCGGUGGGUUUUGCACUCAUUGGAGGAAUUAUCAAUAAAGUGGGCAAGCAGGUUAUACUUUUUGUCUGUCUAGUCGCCUGUGGUGCUUGUGGCAUUGCCGCAACAUAUGCCGAUAUACCCAUGGUCGCUAUAUAUCUCUAUGUUGUACUGUUGCUUUGCGGUUUGGGCAUCAAUGUCUUGAGCGCCGCCACCGUGGAUCUGUACCCUACGAGAUUGAGAGCUAUGGCCGUAUGUAUUUCUCUUAUGAUGGGUCGCUUGGGCAGUGUUGUGGGCGCCAACGUGUUUGGUGCGCUACUAAGCCAUCACUGUGAGAGCGCCUUCAUCGUUUCGGGCGUAACGUUGAUUCUGAGUGGUUUCCUUGGAUUUUUCGUUACAAAGAAGGGCAAACCAAGCGGGAAGUCAGGGGUAUGGCGUCGCACAAGUCUAAUCUCGAUGACGGGGAACUAAUUGACUACGAGUAUGGCUCUUACAAUGGAAAGCUUCCUGCAAAUUUAGAAUUUAACUUUCAUUAGAAGUGUUUUAUUUUUAUUGCUUACUGGUUCGCCACGCACUUUUGCCCUUAAAAAGUCUGAUUGUAAAUUACAGAUGACCUGAUAGUUUUGUUAGCGCUGCAAGUAUUAUAUAUAUAUAUGUAUAAUAUAUAUGUUUGUACAUAACUAAAUGCUAUGAGUUAGCACUUUUAGUAAGUAGAUGAAUACUUAGUUGUAAGAAAUUGCUGUUUUAAAGCAAUCGCAAGUUAUUUUUGUAUUUUAUAAGAAAUUUGUAAU